Molecule: messenger RNA, 2767 nt
Organism: Corticium candelabrum
Lineage: Eukaryota; Metazoa; Porifera; Homoscleromorpha; Homosclerophorida; Plakinidae
Product: serine/threonine-protein kinase MRCK alpha-like
Exons: 21
Coding region: 242-2593 (783 amino acids)
Biological process (GO): peptidyl-threonine phosphorylation; actomyosin structure organization
Cellular component (GO): cytoskeleton; cytoplasm
Molecular function (GO): protein serine/threonine kinase activity; ATP binding
Source: RefSeq, a predicted model, not a curated record
UAUGUCAAAUUUUUGGUGUCGCUUUCUCGCUGUGAAUACUCGGCCCUACGGGGCGACCACAUCGAUUGUGACGUAUUCCAUUCAUCAGUCCUACUUAUAGCAGCCUCUCAGCCCACCGAACAUCCCUACUCGUCGCCUCGUUUCACUCACAGACGCCAUUUCUUCUUUUUUCCCUCACAACAUCUCACUCAACGCAUCUCAACGCGUCUGAUUCGAAAAGUUCGGGAUAUCGUCGCUCUCUAUGGCUGCUCUCGAGCGAAUCAGCGAGCUCGACGAGCUCUACACGAACGGACGGGCUCGCAAUGUCAACGAGGUGGUGAGCAUCGAGUGUCUGCUCGACAUGCUCCUGCUGCUGCACGAGGAAUGCUGCGAGAGCACUCAGCGUCGAGAGCGGAACUUCUCUGAGUUCGUCAGUCUCAUGCGCGCGGUCGUUGAACGAAUUCACGCGUUACGUCUCAGGAAGGACGACUUUGAGACUCUGAAGAUUAUCGGACGAGGAGCGUUCGGGGAGGUCCAUGUUGUGAGAUUGAAAGGCACGUCAAAUAUCUAUGCGUUGAAGUCACUGAACAAGUGGGAAAUGUUACGAAGACAAGAGACGGCAUGUUUUCGUGAAGAGCGGGACGUGUUGGUAUUUGGUGACAGAGACUGGAUCACAAGCUUACAAUACGCUUUCCAAGAUGAAAACUAUCUGUAUCUUGUGAUGGAGUAUUACUCAGGAGGAGAUCUUCUCACACUUCUCAGCAAAUACGAGGAUCGUCUACCCGAGGAGAUGGCGAAGUUCUAUCUCGCCGAGAUGGUGCUCUGCAUCGACUCGGUCCACAAGUUGGGUUACGUCCAUCGUGACAUCAAACCCGACAACUUUGUCAUCAACCGUUACGGACACCUCAGAUUGGCCGACUUUGGGUCAUGCAUGAGACUAAGAGAAGAUGAGACGGUGCAGUCGUCUGUUGCUGUAGGCACACCUGAUUAUAUCUCUCCUGAGAUACUGAGAGCGAUGGAGGACGGACAAGGAUGUUAUGGUGUGGAAUGCGACUGGUGGUCUCUAGGAGUGUGCAUGUACGAAAUGCUGUUUGGAGAGACCCCGUUUUAUGCGGAAUCGUUGGUCGAUACGUACGGAAAGAUCAUGAAUUUUAAGAAUAGUUUCCAGUUUCCUGAUGAUGUUGAUGAAGAGGAAGUUUCGCCAUUAGCGAGAGACGUCAUGAAAAGUCUUUGUUGUGAAAAAGAGAAACGACUCGGCCAGAAUGGCGCAAACGAUCUCAAGACUCAUCCAUUCUUCGAAGGCAUCGACUGGGAAAGUCUACGAAAAUUGACUCCACCGUAUGUGCCGGAGAUCGCUGACGAUGCAGACACGUCGAACUUUGACCACAUAGAAGAGCAACGGACGACGGAUCUUCCUACGGCGCCCAGUGGCCCGGCAACUUUCAAGGGUCAUCAUCUUCCGUUUGUAGGCUUUACGUUCACGAAUAACAGCUGCUUGUCUGAUCUUGCGUCGCUGGGAGGCACGUCACAGAAAGAGACGAUACAACGUGAUGGUAAACAAGCGGCAUUGACGGAUAACUCUGAGUUGAAGAAGGAAAUGGAUGUUCUACGGAAGCAGAACACGGAUCUUAAACAGCAACUAAACGAUGCUGUUUCAGCGACCACGUUUAGUAAGUCUGCGACUCCGACAUGUAAUGGUCUGGAUGUUACACCGUAUCCGACGUCACCUAAUGAGGUGCUCGCUAGUAAGUCUGACGAUGCGAAGGAACUCGGAUUGUUGAAAGCAGAAGUAGAAGAGUUGAGGAAGAAGCUGGAAGAUGUCAACCAGUUGAAGAACGAAAGUGACACUAGAUUGAAAGAUUAUGAAAAACAACAGGAAGAAAUGACUUCCAACUUUGAAGAGGUCUCAAGGAAAGUGAAAUUGAUGGAAAAGACAAACAAGAGCGCCCAGCAAGAAAAGCAAGAUCUUGACAAAGAAGUGGAAGAACUUCAGUCUAAGCUCGCAAGUCAACAUAAAGACCUGAAAGACGUGCAGGCACAGAGAAGACAAAUAGCAGCUGAACUAUCAGACAGCACUGACAAGUUGUCUGAUGCGAGAGAUCAGAAACUGAAGUUACAGAAAAUGAUUCGAGAGAAAGAAGAGGAGAUUGAGGAUUUGAUGGCAAAAGUUGAUUCUCUUAGGCAAGAAAAUCGCAGCAGUGACAAGAAACGGAGAGAGCUUCAAGUCCAGUUAGAAGACAGUCAGUCUGAGCUGUUGCGAGAAAAGAGAGCUCAUCAGAGAAUUGAGCAGCAAGCGCAACAACUUGACAAGGAAGUCUCAGCUCUAAAGGCCAAACAGCCAGCUGUUCGAAGUGUGUCGUCACCCGACAGAGAACUGCAGGUGGAAGUGAAACGACUGAAGGCGAGUCAGCAGCAGCUUCGAGACGACUGCGACGAGACCGUACGGAAUCAGUCUGUCAAGCACUCGGCAGAGACUGCAGCUUUGAAUGAUCAGCUGCAGCAUGCUGAAGGGCAAGUACAGAAUUUUCAAAAGGAAGUGCAAGAGUUGCAGACGAAGUUGGUGAAGCUGAAGAGAAAGAGGUGUGUGGGACGGGUCGUUGUUGUGAGAGGGUGAUGCAUCUCUUAGUAUGUAAGAUUACUGUGUUGAGAGAUGGGUCUUUUUAUGCAUUGGAGGGAUGCAUCUCUUGGUACAUUAGGGUAUUGUGCUGGAGUCUUGCAUCUUGGUGUAAGCAUCGACUCGAGAUGUAGCUGUCAGGUUGUUGGUAAUAAGUGUUGCUGCAUUUGCAUU